UCCCUCCCCGCUCCGCCCCACACGAGCGAGCGGCAGUCCGGGAGGGCUGCUGGAGGCCGCGCACUGGGCAUGCUCAGAGCCGGGGCGGGCUCGGGGCUCCGCUAGGAGAAGCGGGUGCACUGGCCCAGCCAGCCGCGACUUUGGGGAAAGUUGCGGCGGGCGCGGAGCGGAGCCCCGGCGGGAGGGAGCCCCGGGCCGGCGCGGGGAGCAUGGGCACCUUGCGCGAUCUGCAGUACGCGCUCCAGGAGAAGAUCGAGGAGCUCCGGCAGCGGGAUGCGCUCAUCGACGAGCUGGAGCUCGAGUUGGAUCAGAAGGACGAACUGAUUCAGAAGCUGCAGAACGAGCUGGACAAGUACCGCUCGGUGAUCCGGCCGGCGACCCAGCAGGCGCAGAAGCAGAGCGCCGGCACCUUGCAGGGCGAGCCACGCACCAAGCGCCAGGCGAUCUCCGCUGAGCCCACCGCCUUCGACAUCCAGGAUCUCAGCCAUGUGACCCUGCCCUUCUACCCCAAGAGCCCACAGUCCAAGGAUCUCAUAAAGGAAGCUAUCCUUGACAAUGACUUCAUGAAGAACCUGGAGCUGUCUCAGAUCCAGGAGAUAGUGGAUUGUAUGUACCCAGUGGAGUAUGGCAAAGACAGCUGUAUCAUCAAAGAAGGCGAUGUGGGUUCAUUGGUGUAUGUCAUGGAAGAUGGUAAGGUUGAAGUCACAAAAGAAGGCGUGAAGCUGUGCACCAUGGGGCCAGGAAAGGUGUUUGGAGAGCUGGCUAUUCUUUACAACUGCACCAGGACCGCGACCGUCAAAACUCUUGUAAACGUGAAACUCUGGGCUAUUGAUCGACAAUGUUUUCAAACCAUAAUGAUGAGGACGGGACUCAUCAAGCAUACUGAGUACAUGGAAUUCCUCAAAAGUGUCCCCACAUUCCAGAAUCUUCCUGAAGAGAUCCUCAGUAAGCUUGCUGACGUCCUUGAAGAGACCCACUAUGAAAAUGGCGAAUAUAUCAUCAGGCAAGGUGCCAGAGGGGAUACCUUCUUUAUCAUCAGCAAAGGAAAGGUAAACGUCACUCGGGAAGAUUCACCCAGUGAAGAUCCAAUCUUUCUCAGAACUUUAGGGAAAGGAGAUUGGUUUGGAGAGAAAGCUCUUCAAGGGGAAGACGUGAGGACAGCGAAUGUGAUUGCUGCUGAAGCUGUCACCUGCUUGGUGAUUGACCGAGACUCUUUCAAGCAUUUGAUUGGAGGGCUGGAUGAUGUUUCCAAUAAAGCAUAUGAGGAUGCAGAAGCUAAAGCAAAAUAUGAAGCUGAAGCUGCCUUCUUCGCCAACUUGAAGCUGUCUGAUUUCAAUAUCAUCGACACCCUUGGAGUUGGAGGUUUUGGAAGAGUAGAACUGGUCCAGCUGAAAAGUGAAGAAUCCAAGACCUUCGCCAUGAAAAUCCUCAAGAAACGACACAUUGUAGACACGAGGCAACAGGAGCACAUCCGUUCAGAGAAGCAGAUUAUGCAGGGUGCUCACUCUGACUUCAUAGUGAGACUGUAUCGAACAUUUAAGGACAGCAAAUAUUUGUAUAUGUUGAUGGAAGCUUGCUUGGGAGGAGAGCUCUGGACCAUUCUCAGGGAUAGGGGUUCAUUUGAAGACUCUACAACCAGAUUUUACACAGCCUGUGUGGUGGAAGCUUUUGCUUAUCUGCAUUCCAAAGGAAUCAUAUACAGGGACCUCAAACCAGAGAAUCUCAUCCUAGAUCAUCGGGGAUAUGCCAAACUGGUUGAUUUUGGCUUCGCAAAGAAGAUAGGAUUUGGAAAGAAAACCUGGACUUUCUGUGGGACUCCUGAGUAUGUGGCUCCAGAGAUCAUCCUAAACAAAGGACAUGACAUCUCAGCUGACUACUGGUCCCUGGGGAUCCUAAUGUAUGAACUGCUGACUGGCAGUCCACCUUUCUCAGGCCCAGAUCCUAUGAAAACAUACAAUAUCAUACUGAGGGGAAUUGACAUGAUAGAAUUUCCCAAGAAGAUUGCCAAAAAUGCUGCUAAUUUAAUUAAAAAGCUAUGCAGAGAUAAUCCAUCAGAAAGGCUGGGGAAUUUGAAGAACGGAGUCAAAGACAUUCAAAAGCACAAGUGGUUUGAGGGCUUCAACUGGGAAGGCUUAAGAAAAGGAACCUUGACGCCUCCUAUUAUACCAAGUGUCGCAUCACCCACAGACACAAGCAAUUUCGACAGUUUCCCUGAGGACAACGAUGAACCACCCCCUGAUGACAACUCGGGAUGGGACAUAGACUUCUGAUGCGUUUCUCUUACCUGCUUCUGCCUUGCUGAAGACAGCUUUUUCUGAAACACAGCUGCCAGCAAACCUGAGGAAAAGAGAGAAGACAAGUGCUCGGGGGUCACCAUGAUGCCUUUGAUCGAUGCUGCUCCAGUAACUACAGUGGCAUUAGGACUUCCUGCUUUGAUGACAGUAGUGUUCUUUACAUGUUUUCUGUCUGAACCGAAAAAUUAGCAGUUGACAUGGUCCUGAAGCAAAGCCUUUUUUUUUUUUACCAGUAAGGAGAUAUUUUCUAUUGUUGCAAUGAUCUUGCUUUGCUCUGAUUAUAAUUUGAGAGACUGCAGGAAAAAGAGUCUGUAUCUUGCUAGAAUCACCAAGGAGAUCAAAAUAAUGUAAUACGCUAUUGGGUAUGGCAGAAUACAAUGGAACAACAACAACAAAAAAAAUGAGAUGUUUCCCUUUCAAGAGAAUGCCGUAGGAUCAAUUACUGCAAGUCAGUGUAUAUACCAUACAAAAGAGGACCACUCCCAUGUCGGUCACUGAGUUCAUGUCAAACCAGUGCUAGAAGUUUCAUGAUCUUAUUUCCCACCUGUGCUGAUGACAGGACUGAAUGUUACCUUUCCUUUACGACAGAUUUUACAAAUUACUAUGAUGCAAGCACAACUGCUCUGGCUUCUACUAAGAAACCCAUAGCAGAUAUACAUGUGUCUUUGAAGAAAAUUGGAAAAAUAAAAAAAAAAAAUGCAUGAUAUUUCUUUUUGAUAAAUUGGCAUGACAGAAUGGGGGAAAGCAAGUCAUAAACCAUUUCAUAUUUAAGAAAAAAAAUGUGCUUAAUAAUGGUCCUGGAAAGAAAGGAUUAGUAGCCAACUGGCUUUAUUACCUAACACACACUCAAACGGAGGCUUAAAAUAUUUCCUUUUAUAAAAAUAAACCCCCUGGGCCAGGGGUGGGGUGGGGUAGGGUGGAGAGGGAUUAAGUUCCAUCCAAAAAAGAAAAAGAACAACUAUAUAGGUGCUAUGUAUAUCUUUCAUCUAUGAAUGUCAGCGUCUGGAUAGACAACACAAAUUCUAAUCAUUACAUGUUUAGCCAGAGAUUCAAGCAUUUUCAGUAAAUUUAUGAAACCAAAAUCUUGUCAAGUUUUCACUUAUACAAAACAGUCUAUAAUUGAGGGAGAAAGAUGAUUAAAAGCUUAUUUGAACACGCUUCUGUCUUAGGCCUGAACCAAAAAGAAGAAAGAGAAAACGGAAAAAAAGACAGCAAGUCAUCAUUAAGUUUCAGCUGAGAAAAACCAUACGUAUUUGUGAGGUCAGAGAAUAAUACAAAAACCUGGCCUGGUGAUUUUUUUUUUUUUUUUUUUUUUUUGUCAGUGUGCUUUCAGCAUGUGGAAGAGAGACACAGGAACCUGGUUUCUUAAAAAAGAAAUUUGAGCUAAAUUGAACAGAAAUAUUCCAAUUUUGAGAUAUAUGACCUAGGAGACAGGUUUGGAAAAUAUCAAGCUAAUUUGUUUUUUCAUAUGAAAAAAAUAAUCAACCAUUUAAAUGGAGUGCUUUGUUGAUAGGCCAGCUUAUCGCUAUUAACUGUGACAAAGAUGGUUGAAAACAAUUGCUGGAAAAAUAUUAUACCUAGGCUCCACAAAUACAUCACCUUAUCAACCAUAAUUAUGAUUUGGAAUUGUAUACAAAUUUGGCAUAUUAAAUAGAGGUGUUUUUUUUUUCCACAGUAGAAAGUUGUUUUAGGAAAGAAAUCAAAUGUAGACUUUUCUGCACAAAAUGUGUCCACCUAGACAUCCUACUAUACCUCUAAAAGACACAUGGUCUUUGCCUGAAUGUCUCAUAGAGUCCACUUUAGAAUAUGAUAUGUUAUUAAAAUACAAUAGCCUAAGAGGCAUUUGGAGAAUAAAAUUACCAAAGUAUAAUGCAUAUAAUUUGAACAAAUGGACAUCAAAACCUUGACCCUACGGUUAUAUGAUUAGUCUUCUGAUACUGCAUUUUCCAGCCCUUCACAACUGCUCAAAAUUGAUCCAUGCUCCCAGUUAUUCAUUUUCUUCUACAGAUUUAGUAAUAUAAAAUGGAGCACACCAACCUAAACCCCAAUUAUGAAUGCUAUGUCAGAUGUUUUAUUCUCUUAGUUGAACUUUUAAAAAGCGAAUGUCAGCAUUACAGUCAAAGUUCAAUGACUUUUGUUGAGAAGAAAGAGUGGUUUAGAGCGGCUAAAGGUUUUGCUAGAGUAUUAAAUUUACCUGGUCAUCAAGUAAGAGAAUCUGCUCCUGCAGUUUUCCAAGGGUCAGAGAUUAGCAUGCAGAAUGGAUUUUAGAACCAUGGUUCAAGUCUAAGACAAUCAAUAUGGACAAGUUUUAUGGAGAAGCAGCAACAUGGAAUCUUAUCUCUUUCCCCAUUUGUCACUAUAUCUCUGUUCAUUUCAAAUGUGGCAUAGCAUUAGAAUGUCUACAGCAAUCAUCAAAAACAAAGAGUAAUCUACAUCGUCUAGGAGUUAUGAACAGAAAGCAUUCAUCUAAUUUUCAACGUUGGCGUUUAAGGAUUAACAUCUUGUCUUAAUAAAAGACACUAGGGCUAAUAUUCAUGGUCGACUUUAUGAAGUGCAUCUAACAUUUAUUUCUGAAUUUUUCAUGUCUCCCCCCUUUUCUUACACUAAAGAAUAUCUGGAUAAGCUAGUAUCGUGCCAACUUGUCUGAUUUGUUAACUGACUUUCUUGUUAAUACUUCAAGGAUGGGAAAUAAGGGCUUUCUGUGUGUCUUUACUCACAGAAAAACUGAAAACUGCCAAGGAAAAGGAACAGUGUAUUGGAUGAGUACUAGUUAUUCAAUAUUUGAUUGAAUAUAUUAGUCAAAAAUUAUUUCUGAAAAUUGCUUUAAAUGAUUCUUAUGUUUUACAUUAUUAAUAUAUUCAUGAGAUCCACGUGACAUUUAAUACAAAGUUAUUUUUAUUCGAGUCAUAAUUUUACUUAUAGUUAUGAUAUAUAUAUAUAUAUAUAUAUAUAUACAUGUGAAUCACAUGCAUACUAAUAUAUAGUCUCAAAUCUUGAUUCUUUCUUGUUUCAUUUCUAAGUAUCUGAUGGUGAACUGAUAGAAGUCAGCUAUCAUAUUGAAAUCAGAAAUAUCAAAACCAAUUUCAUACGAUAGAGGUGAUCUGUGCAUUAUCCAUAGCAUUUUUUUUCACAGUAGGACCACAGACAAAUAUUUAUGUAAAUAGAUAUUUUUGUGUGAUAUUUUGUGGUACAUAUAACAUUUUUUUUAGUGUUUCACAGCAUUAUUAUUUCCGUUUAUUUGUAUUGAGGUAAUGUUUUAGGUUCAGGUAGACUUGAAUUAAUGUCACAGUUGUCAGUAUUAUUGAAAAUUAUGUCAAAUAUACUGUUAUCCAUCUGUCCCAUAGUUUAGAACAUGACCUGGCUAUCUGGCAUUGUUGCAAGUGCCUUAAAUUCAUGGCAUCCUAUUAAAAAAGCAAAACAAAUUUGGUGUUAUGCUGCAUGACAAAGACAAACACACCUCAAAAUGUUGUCCUUUCUUAGCUUGCUGCGUUUUACAGUUAUUUCUGCUAACGAUUUAUAAGCUUUUAUUAUAUGAUAUUACAGAAAUGAAGUUGUUUUCUUAUUUCUGUUCAGUGUACCAGAGCUGUUUAUCUGUUAACGAGAUACAGCGUCAUUUCUGUGAAAUGUACACGUGUAUGUGCAGGUCAAAUUAAUAUACGACAUACUAUCAGUCUGUAUACAGGUAUUCCUGUUUUGCUAACCUGUGCAGAUUCAGUUUUCAAAAAUAGUGCAGUCAAGUUCUCGCAUACUUCAUUUUGUAGACUUCAUGAACAACCGUCCAGCUCAAAAGAAAAACUGGAAAAUGAUGGCUAACCACACACUGUUAUGAAACCAAUGAUGAAAAACAAAAAAGUACUUUGGUGCACCACUUAACAAAACAGGAUGCCCUCUCUCAGUUCUUGCACAUACAGACCAUUUAUGAGGCAAGUUUUCAACAGAUCUAGAAAGUUAUAACGUUGAGAGUGUAGUAUUAGCCCGCCUCUCUAUCUCCCCCUGCAUCCAAAGUCAGAGCUCUAGGACCUGCAAUGUCUCAGAGGUCUGGGCUUUCUGAGUACAAGAAACAUUUCUUUCAGCAUCAGCUAACAAAAUUGAUUUUAACGUAUGAUGUUUUUACAAUUGGUCAGCUCUUUUGUAUUCUUCCAGCUAUGGUUAUUUGGUCUCUUACAAUUUGUUCUACUGAAAGAGUCUUUGUCUGAAUGCAGCAACUGUCAUUGAAUGGUCACUGACCACUUGCACUCUUUUGAUGUAGAUUAAAACUUUUUCAUAAAUUUAACCUGCUUUGAUUUGCUCUGUAUUUUUCCUGCAGCUGUAAUUGCCGAGUGCCUGUUGUAUACUUUCUAGAGUUGAAAUAAUAAUAAAAAAAAUACUUUUGAA
This is a messenger RNA of Erinaceus europaeus (western European hedgehog), 6668 nucleotides long. It is a transcript of the gene PRKG1, whose product is annotated as protein kinase cGMP-dependent 1. Lineage: Eukaryota; Metazoa; Chordata; Mammalia; Eulipotyphla; Erinaceidae. The transcript has 18 exons. Gene Ontology annotation, biological process: protein phosphorylation. The record is from RefSeq and is a predicted model, not a curated record. Gene Ontology annotation, molecular function: ATP binding; cGMP-dependent protein kinase activity. The coding region runs from base 210 to 2270 and encodes 686 amino acids.